Molecule: messenger RNA, 2323 nt
Organism: Apis cerana (Asiatic honeybee)
Lineage: Eukaryota; Metazoa; Arthropoda; Insecta; Hymenoptera; Apidae
Gene: Acsf2
Product: Acyl-CoA synthetase family member 2
Biological process (GO): fatty acid metabolic process
Molecular function (GO): medium-chain fatty acid-CoA ligase activity
Source: RefSeq, a predicted model, not a curated record
AUAUACAAUCUCCGUGUAUAUGUGUGCGGCGGAUUACGUAAGGAGAUUAUUUUACGUAUAAAAAGGCUGAUCAUCAAACAAAUGUAUUAUUCAAACGUUCAAGUAUAUCGAUAUUGGUCGAAGUGCACAUAUUUUAUAUACAUAUAUAUUAAAAAUAGAUAGAUAAAUAGAUCGGUCGGGACAGCCGACAAUUUAGUUUUUGCAUACGGAAGGUUUAGAGAAGUUAAUGGUAAACGGAAAAGUUUACGAUAAAGUGCGAUCGAGUCGUUUAUCGUUUUUAGAGAUAAAUAUUACAAACAAAUAUAAUAUAAAAUUCUCUAACAAGUAAAAUAAGUAAUCUCGUUCGGUUCUCGGCUGAAAAUGUUUCGCUUCUGCAAUAUAACCAGAAACUCCUCCUCGUCCCUCCUUAACCUUUUCCCUAACGUUCGUCCUUCGAGGAGCAGAAACAACGUUUCCAACUUGGACGACUCGCUGCUCGCGUUUCGAAAUUGGGGGACGCGCGAUGUCCCGUCGAUACGACGAUACCGAUCGAGUUGCGAAGAGAGGCUGGGCGAGGAGGCAGGCUCGUCGUACUUGUUCCAGCAGGGGAGCACGGCGCUGAGGGACGAGACGUUGGGCAAUUUGGCCGCGGACGCCGCGAGGAGAUGGGCCCACAAAGAGUGCGUGAUCUCGGUCCACCAGGGCGUGCGGUUGACGUUCGCGGAGUUACUCGGCCGCGCCGAUCGUUUCGCGGCCGGCUUAAAGAGGCUUGGCCUGGAACGGGGCGACCGUUUCGGCAUAUGGGCGCCUAACGACGUCGAGUGGAUAAUCGGUUUCGUGGCGGCGAUGAGGGCGGGCCUCGUCGCCGUCUCGUUAAACCCCACGUAUCAAUUGGACGAGAUCGUCUACUGCUUGCAGAAGGUCGGGGUAAAGGCCGUCCUGUCCCCCGACAAUUUUAAAACCCAGGACUACCCUGCGAUGCUGCUGCGCGCCAAACGAAUGUGCCCCGCGUUGGAGCACAUAAUUAUCUAUUCCAGGGAUCACGUUGCAGGGACGCGCCGAUUCGCCGACGUGGAGCAGCUCGCGUCGAAAAUCGAGGUCGAGCGUGUAGCAGGUGAACAGGAUCGGAUAUCGUGUCACAGCGGUAGCAAUAUACAAUUCACUUCGGGGACCACUGGAAGACCGAAAGCUACGCUCUUAUCGCACAAAUCGUUGUUGAAUAACUCUGGACAGAGCGCAUUAAGGUCGGGGAUGAGGAUGGAGCAGAGGGUGUGCUUGAACGUCCCGUUCUUCCAUGUGUACGGCCUGAAUAAAGGAUUGUUGACCAUGUUGCAUGCCGGUAUCACGAUCGUGUUGGAGGCCCGCUCCUUCAAUCCUACGAAAUCGUUGGAUGCGAUAAUUGGAGAAAAGUGCGAUACCGUAUACGGAACACCGACUAUGUGGAUCACUCUGUUGGACGUGUAUCAUCGUGUUCAACCCCCGCCGAUAACUUUAGCCUGCGGCAUCACGGGUGGGGCGAUAGCGUCGCCUGAGUUUUUUAAAAAGAUAAGGGAAAGUUUCAACUUCGACAACAUGAAGAGCAUAUAUGGGUUGACGGAGGUGUCAGGGGUUAUCUUUCACUCGAUGCCCAACGAGAAGAAUGAAUUGACAGAUAAUACCGUUGGCCAUUUGAGCGAUCACAUCGAAGCCAUGGUCGUCGACGAGAAUGGGAAAACGGUGCCUUUCGGCACCCACGGUGAACUCUGGAUUCGAGGAUACUCAAACAUGAUCGAAUACUAUAACGACGAAGAGGCGACUAGGAAAACCAUUACCAAAGAUGGCUGGUUCAAGACCGGUGACCAAUUUAUCUUAAGAUCGGAUGGUUACGGGCAAAUAGUCGGACGAUUGAAAGAGUUGAUAAUUCGGGGCGGAGAGAACAUUUUCCCAAAGGAGAUCGAGGAUGUAAUAAUGAUGCAUCCUCUGGUGGCCGAGGUACAAGUUAUUGGCGCUUACGACAAAGUCUACGGCGAGGAGUUGUGCGCAUGCGUACGCGUUCAGGACGGCGCAAAACUUGAGAAGGAGGAGUUGAAGAAAUUCUGCGCAAGUCGUAUAGCGUCGUUUAAAAUACCGCGUUACGUGGAAUUCGUAACGAAUUAUCCGAAAACAUCGAGCGGGAAGGUGCAAAAGUAUAUGUUGAAGCAAGAAAUGGAACGUAAAGGAAUAAUUCCAGCGAGUCCGAAUUAAAAUAUUUUUAUAUGGGAAAAAUAAUUUAAAGUCUUUGUUUUGUAAAUAUUUUUUUUCUUUUAACAACUUUUGUUCAAUUUUAUCUUAUCUCUAUUAAAAUGAUUUAUAUAUAAAUAAUAAA